Molecule: messenger RNA, 992 nt
Organism: Drosophila obscura
Lineage: Eukaryota; Metazoa; Arthropoda; Insecta; Diptera; Drosophilidae
Product: RWD domain-containing protein 2A
Exons: 2
Coding region: 93-965 (290 amino acids)
Molecular function (GO): protein binding
Source: RefSeq, a predicted model, not a curated record
UAGUCGCGAAGUUAAUGAACCAUUCUUGAAAACUGUCUGACCGGACUAUUAAAAGUGCAUUUAAACCAAACCAAAUCAGCCACACACGAGCCAUGGCCGAUGAGGAGCUGCAAGCCUAUCUCCGCUGCAUUGGCCAGCAGCUGGAGGAGCUGGAGAUGCUCAGCUCCAUAUAUUGCGCACCCGGGGAGCUGCAGAUGCUCGAUGCGGGCGUCGUGGCCGAUUUCAACGAGUUCCUCGGGGCAGACACACCGCCAAGCAGCCUUCGCUCGCACCUGGAGUACAUGGUUAAGCUGAGCAUUCCCGCCAAUCAGAGUCUGGAGGUGCGCAUAGAACUGCCCCACUUGUACCCACUGCUGGAGCAGGCCCGCGUCAGUGUGCACAGCCCCUUGCUGGGCAAGGCCAGGGAGCAGCAUCUGAAGGUCGAGAUAGAUCGAUAUCUGUGCGAGAGGCGGGAGGAGGACCCAGAGCCGUACAUCUUUCAACUUCUCAGUUGGCUGCAGGAGCAGAUUGAGGCACUGAUCCAACGUCCGGUCAGCGAGUUCGAACAACCGCAACCGGAACCAGAACCGCCGGAGCCGCUGGAGCCGCCACAGACAGCAGCCCAUCUGGAGCGGCUGUGGAUCUACUCGCACCACAUCAAGUCGAGUGCCAAGCGACAGGAGCUGGUACGCCAGGCCCGCCAUCUGGAACUGACCGGCUUCAGCAGGCCCGGCAAGCCUGGCAUUAUCUGCGUGGAGGGACAGGCGGAACAGGUACAGCAAUUCUGGCGCGCCAUCAAGGCCCUGCGCUGGCAGAAGAUCAGCGUAGUGCGGACAGAGCCGGGGCAGCGCAGGCGGGGCUUCGAUACCUUCAGCGAGCAGCUGUUCAACGAGGAGGAGGGAAUCAUGAACAUGGGACAGUUCAUCAAGUUCCUGGAGGCCCACGGCUUUGGCUACAUGAAGUCUGAAUUGUUUGGCUUAGCCUGAGUGUGGAGGGCUCACAAAAUUCUAAUA